AUGGCUGGCGAUGGGCCGCAUAACGUUGCAACACUCAAUAAUGGUGCUGUCCGUGUCAACAUGACUAAUGUGGACUCCCCGCUACAGAUAUUUGUAAGGGCCAAGAAGAAGAUCAAUGACAUUUUCAUUGAAAUUGACGACUAUGUCAAGGAUGCAGUUACAUUUAUGCAUGCAGUGUCGGGCGAGAACAAGAUCGCGACUCCUCAGGACGUGGCUAACAUCGAGGCUUACGUCAGUAAGGUGCAGGCUAUUCGGGAAGUGCUCAAAAGAGACCAUAUGAAGGUGGCCUUCUUUGGAAGAACCAGUAACGGCAAGAGCACGGUAAUAAAUGCUAUGCUCCAUGACAAGAUACUACCCAGUGGCAUCGGCCACACGACCAACUGCUUCUUGCAGGUGGAGGGCUCAGACACAGAUGAAGCCUUCUUGCGUACUGAAGGCUCGGAAGAGAAGCUUAAUGUACAGUCGGUGAGCCAGCUGGGGCACGCGCUGUGCGCGUCGCGGCUGCAGGAGCGCGCGCUGGUGCACGUGCACUGGCCCCGCGAGCUGUGCGCGCUGCUGCGUGACGACGUGGUGCUGGUGGACAGCCCGGGCGUCGACGUCACGCCCAACCUGGACGAGUGGAUCGACCGCUACUGCCUCGACGCGGACGUCUUCGUGCUCGUCGCCAACGCCGAGUCCACCUUGAUGGUCACGGAGAAAAACUUCUUCCACAAAGUGUCGACGAAGAUAUCACAACCGAACAUAUUCAUACUGAACAAUCGAUGGGACGCCUCUGCCUCUGAGCCUGAAUAUUUGGAUCAGGUACGCACUCAGCAUGCUAACCGUUGUGUGGAUUUCCUGUCACGUGAACUUCGCGUUUGCACUCCAAAGGAAGCGGAGGAGAGGAUAUUCUUCAUAUCGGCUAAGGAAGCUCUACUAACUCGCAUGAGGGAAAGAGAGAAACCAGUUUCAUCUCCGAUCCUGGCGGACGGGCACCAGGUGCGGUACUUUGAGUUCGUGGACUUCGAGCGCAAGUUCGAGGAGUGCAUCAGCAAGUCGGCCGUGCGCACCAAGUUCGCGCAGCACUCGCGCCGCGGCAAGAACAUCGCCGCAGACGUCAUGGCCGCGCUCGACCAGGUGUACAACAAGGCCAGCGACAUGAAGUCGAGCAAGGUGGAGAAGCAGCGCGUGCUGCACGAGCAGCUGUCAGCCGUCGAGGAACAGCUCACCGCCAUCACGCGCCAGAUGAAGGACAAGAUCGGCCGCAUGGUUGAGAGUGUCGAACACAAGGUGUCGCUGACGCUGAGCCAGGAGAUCCGGCGGCUGUCCGCGCUGGUGGACGAGCACGACAGCCCGUUCCGCACGGAGCGCGCCGCUCUGGAGCAGUACAAGCGCGCGCUGCACCGCCACGUGGAGGCCGGCCUCGGCUCGCGCCUCAAGAAGCGCCUCUCCUCUGACAUCGGCCACGAGAUGGACGCCGUGCAGAAGGAGAUGGCCGAACGAAUGUACAACAUCCUGCCGGCUCACAAGCGAGCGGCAGCUGCCAACUACAUUAUCCCUCACCAGCAACCCUUCGAAGUAUUGUACCGAUUGAAUUGUGACAACCUGUGUGCGGACUUCCAGGAGGACUUAUCGUUUAGGUUUUCCUAUGGAAUUACUGCACUCAUUCAACGCUUUCAAGGGAAGAAUACCAACAAAAUUGCACUAAAGAACCCACCACAGUAUACACCGAUUCCGGCGACGAUCGGCCCCCCAUCGGUGAGCGCGGAGGUGGUGCGGCACAACGGCGGCAGCGUGGGCGCCGCGGGCGCCGUGGGCCCGCUCAGCGCCGAGGAGUGGGGGCUGGUGUCCCGCUUUGCAUUAGGCGCGCUCACGUCACAGGGCACCAUGGGAGGCCUGUUGCUCUCUGGAUUGCUUCUGAAGACGGUGGGGUGGCGGGUGGUGGUGGUGACCGGCGCUCUGUACGGCGCGCUGUACGCGUACGAGCGGCUCACGUGGACCGCCAAGGCGCAGGAGCGGCUCUUCAAGAAGCAGUACGUCGCGCACGCCAGCAAGAAGCUGCGCCUCAUCGUAGACCUCACCUCGGCCAACUGCAGCCAUCAAGUGCAACAGGAACUGUCGACGAUGUUCGCCCGGCUGUGCCGGCUGAUCGACGAGGCGACCACGGAGAUGGACACGGAGCUGUCGGAGGUGCGCGAGUCCAUCAAGAUGCUGGACGACGCCUCCACCUCCGCCAAGAAGCUGCGCAACAAGGCCAACUACCUCAGCCACGAGCUCGAGCUGUUCGAUGACGCUUUCCUCAAGCACAAUUAG
This is a messenger RNA of Parnassius apollo (apollo), 2292 nucleotides long. Lineage: Eukaryota; Metazoa; Arthropoda; Insecta; Lepidoptera; Papilionidae. The record is from the annotation of a GenBank genome assembly.